UUGUGUGUGUGUGAGACUACUCUUUAAAAGGAAAUUAUUAAACUUCUUUUAAAUACAAAAUAUAUUGAUAGACUUGCAGUAGCUAAAGCAUUAACAAGUCCCAAAGACAAAUAUAUACAAAACCGACACGAAGAGAAAUUGCAAGGCGUUACCGGCAUGACGUUUUUGGAAGCAACGGACGUGUGAAGUCAGGCUUGCAGUUUCUUCAGAACGACAAAUAUUUUUACUUUCCGGUGGAUUCAAUUGAUAUUUACGAGUUGUAAAUGGUUCUCCUUCGAGGCGAUAUCAUCCGUACCACACACUGCACGAAUUGAUAGCACAAAUCACUGAUUUUCACCGUAAGCCUCUAUCGUAUUCUAGCUAAACACAAUAAUGGUGUUAAAAAAGAAGCUUUAGGAAGAAAUUAUCGCAAUCUCUGUUAUCCUUGAAUAAUUCUUUUGUAAUACUAUACUUUUCUUAUAUGUACAAUCAUUCGUUUCUCAGAUUCGUAACAGUACAAACAAAAUUUUAAUUAUCUUGAGAAAUAAUGGCAAUACCAAUUGCUUAUUUAACUAGGAAAGAAUUGAUUUCCAGCUGUCAUCGUUUGCACAGUGAUAAUUUGUCCGAGGAGGAGAACAAAAAGGUAUAUGGAAAAUGUAAUAAUUAUUGGGGACAUGGACACAACUAUACAGUUAAAGUUACUGUGCGUGGACCUGUGAAUCCUAAAACUGGUAUGGUAAUGAAUUUAACUGAUUUAAAAUUAUACAUGAAAAAAGUAUUGAUGGAACAGUUGGAUCAUAGAAAUUUGGACAAGGAUGUACCUUAUUUCAAAAAUGUUGUUUCAACUACUGAAAAUGUGGCUAUUUACAUAUUUAAUGAAUUAAGAAAAAUAAUGCCCAAUCCAGCACUGUUGUAUGAGGUUAAAAUUUAUGAAACUGAAAACAACAUUGUUAUUUAUAGAGGGGAGCAUCAGUUGUAAUGCUUCAUUAAUUUUCAAAUAAGAUAUACUUCUUCAGUAAAAUAAUCUUCUUUGAUAUCAUAAAUCCUAUUCUUUGAUAUCACACUAAACGAUAUACAAUAAUGGUUAACAUUGCCUUCAUUUCAGUUCAAUACUGCAUCCUCUCUGUGCAUACACAAAUAUAUUAGAACAAUAUCGAAUUAUGUUCAUUAAGAGAAUAAAUGUUUUGCAUGAUUUAUCUUAA
Molecule: messenger RNA, 1181 nt
Organism: Megalopta genalis
Lineage: Eukaryota; Metazoa; Arthropoda; Insecta; Hymenoptera; Halictidae
Gene: purple
Product: 6-pyruvoyl tetrahydrobiopterin synthase purple
Biological process (GO): tetrahydrobiopterin biosynthetic process
Cellular component (GO): mitochondrion
Molecular function (GO): 6-pyruvoyltetrahydropterin synthase activity
Source: RefSeq, a predicted model, not a curated record